Protopterus annectens (West African lungfish) is the source of this 1951-nucleotide messenger RNA. Its product is annotated as pulmonary surfactant-associated protein D-like. Bases 15 to 1115 code for a protein of 366 amino acids. The transcript is spliced from 7 exons. NCBI's taxonomy places the organism in Eukaryota, Metazoa, Chordata, Ceratodontiformes, Protopteridae. The record is from RefSeq and is a predicted model, not a curated record.
CAGACGAUUACAAUAUGAACCUGUUUCUGCUAUCAACUAUUCUCAUAGUUACAACAAUGAUUUUGUUAGCUCCUUUGUCUACGGCUCAGACAAUGACUAUAUGCAGACCAAGUGAAGGAAAACCAGGACCGCAAGGACCUCCUGGAAAUCCUGGAAAUGAUGGUCAAAAAGGUGAAAAGGGAGACCCAGGUAUAAAAGGAGAUCGAGGAGAAAAGGGUUCCACAGGAGAAAGUGGCCCACCAGGUCCAUCAGGUUCUCAAGGUCCCAGUGGACCUCCUGGAGAAAGAGGAUCCGAUGGCAUGCCUUCCGCAAAGGGAGAAAAAGGAACACAAGGUGCAAGAGGAGAACCAGGAGUAGGACAUACAGGUUUUAGAGGUCCAACAGGUGAUGCAGGCCCACCUGGCCCACCCGGCAAUAGAGGCUACCAAGGAGAGCAAGGUCUACCAGGUCCCCAAGGAUUAAAAGGGGACCAGGGUCCUCCAGGAAAUGUAGGUCUACCUGGACAAACGGGAUCCAGUGGCUCUCCAGGUACAAAAGGAGAUCAAGGGAUAAAAGGUUCAUCGGGAUCCCAGGGAUUAAAGGGCGACCGGGGUCUUCCAGGAAAUGCAGGCCCACCUGGACAAAAGGGAUCCACUGGCUCACCAGGUACAAAGGGAGACCAAGGGAUAAAAGGUGCACCUUGUGACAUGAGUCGUGUACUUGCGUUAGAAAAGCAACUUGCAACAUUACAGCAAGUUUUGCAGUUACUACGUAAUAGCUGGAAAGUUGGAGACAAAACAUUUGUUACUGCAGGAACGACCACUAACAUUUUAACUGCCAAGUCAGAAUGCUCUCUUGCUGGCUAUCGACUUGCUGCUCCAAAGACAGAAGCUGAAAAUGCGCUUAUGGAAAAAAUUGUGAAGAAGUAUGAGACGGAGGCAUGGCUUGCACUUUCAGAUGAAAAAAUAGAAGGCAAAUUUGUAUAUUUAGAUGGCAAACCAAUAAGUUAUUCAAACUGGCGUCAAGGUGAACCAAACGAUAAACAUCGUGCUGAAGAUUGUGUGCAAAUGCUAACUACAGGAAAGUGGAAUGACUGUAUAUGUGCACAGCAAGGUCUUGUUAUCUGUGAGACUUAAACCUAUACAUAUCACUGGAACAAUAUCAUUCUUGUUAAUUCUUCAUUAAAAUGGAAAUUAGGUCUUGACUAUUACACUGGAAAGUAUAGCAUUCUGUAGUUUAAUGUGUUUUACAUGAGUCUAAUGAUAGUAGUAUAUAUGCCUAUUUGUAAGGGUUACUGCCAUAACUUUAUAUGAUUUAAGAAACUUUAUUUCCAUUCUUUCCCCCUUCUGCAGUCUUUUAGCGUGUACAUCUAGCUUAUUUCUGAUGUAAAUUAUUGCAUGUUAUAUAUAAUGCUGAAAUAUUUGUUAAAAUUAUGAACAGCAAUGGAAGAUUUGAAAUUAAUGGGCAUUUAAGAAGUACUGAAAAUUUAAACCUCUGACUGAAGCAAAAGAGGCAAUAGCUGCACUUCUCAGACUGGUGUUAUUCAUAGUCCUGCAAUUCACAUAUGCUCAAGGACAAUUGGCAAAGACCACCACUACACCUACAUGCAAAGUGACUAAACGUGAAUGAAUGGUGCUGUUUAUUGAAAAUCUCAGUCCAGCUCUGAACACCCACAAGCGAGUCAUCUAUUUUCACUGGUAUAAAAUGGAUUCAAACAAGUGUAGCUCUGUGCAAUAUAAGCCAUAUGUAUAUAACUUCACAAUUUAUUGCAGCUACUUUCAUUAUGUUGUACUGAGCAUGAGCCUACACUCACCUAAGUACUUUUAGGAGAACUUGUGGUGAGCACAGCUAUUCACCAGUAAACUCAAAAAAAUCUAUUUAUUGAAUCUAAUGGUGUCCUCGUGUGGACACCCUGAAUAGUCCUUUAUAAGGCUGGAAAGGGGGAAGAUAGGAAAGCUGGAAAAGGGGGAGA